AUGCCGCCAAAGGUGCUCGCAUCAGACGACUGGUUCGAAGUCGUCCUGGUCAAACAGGGCACGUCCGCCAUCAGCUUCCGGUGGACAUUCCACAACCCGCUCGAUGUGCCGUACGAUCUGUUUAAGGUGGAAAAGUGCUACAGUGUAAAGCGAGAUCGUUGGGACACGGUCUAUUGGGGCGCCGACACCAACCUAACCGUGAGGUAUCUUGAGCAAAAUCUCUGUUACUCAUUCCGAGCCAGCAUUCUACAUCAACCUUCAGACGGAGCCAACUUCCAUUACGCCUACCAAUCGCCUAUCUUCAAGGCAUGCACACUUCCAAACGUACCAUCCACCAUGGGUCUGUAUCGGGCGGUCAAAAAAGGUCAACCAUCCUUAGUUCGUCGGCUUCUUCACACCCGUCCUGAACUAGUUGAUGUGCCCGUUCACGGUGAAACCUUCCUGUAUAGAGCCGUUCGUAGUGGCAGCCCGGAGCUGGUGAACGCACUACUCGAUGCCGGUGCCAAUGUCGACCUGGGCGUACCGGACACACGAGUCACACCGCUCCAUUUGGCGGUGUACCAACGCAACUUGACGCUAGUGCGACUCCUCAUUGAACGAGGUGCCAACGUGCAGGCACAAAACUGCGUCGGUAUGACCAUCGGUCACUAUGCGAUCGAUGCCGAUGAUGCCGCCAUGGUGAAGUAUGUGCUGACGUUGGGCAUUAGUCCGGAAACGCGUGACCGGUGUCAGUGGACGCUCAUUUUUCGGGCAUUGUACAUGCGCGUGUCCGUUGAUAUCGUGCGGCAUCUGCUGGAGCGUAAGUGUCGAUUGAAGGUAAAGGAUCGGUUGCGGCUAAAUCCACUGUACUAUGCUCAGAUCUGGGGCCAGGAGGAAGUCCUGCGAUUGUUGCGGAGGCGACUUAAGAUUUGA
Messenger RNA from Anopheles nili, 912 nucleotides. It is a transcript of the gene flip, whose product is annotated as putative ankyrin repeat protein RF_0381. The record is from RefSeq and is a predicted model, not a curated record. Lineage: Eukaryota; Metazoa; Arthropoda; Insecta; Diptera; Culicidae. Gene Ontology annotation, molecular function: protein binding. The coding region runs from base 1 to 912 and encodes 303 amino acids. The transcript has a single exon.